This is a messenger RNA of Zasmidium cellare ATCC 36951, 1641 nucleotides long. RefSeq lists its product as uncharacterized. Bases 1 to 1641 code for a protein of 546 amino acids. The transcript has a single exon. The record is from RefSeq and is a predicted model, not a curated record. Lineage: Eukaryota; Fungi; Ascomycota; Dothideomycetes; Mycosphaerellales; Mycosphaerellaceae.
AUGCAGAACCUUUCCAAGACAUUGGCAAUUGUGCUUGCUUGUGCGGUGAAUACCAACGCUCUCUCGUCCAUUUCCCAGACUCAUGGUCCACACGCGUGUCAUGGUGUCUCUUCCUCUCUGCAAGCACCAAACACCACAGUCGUCCUCACUGAGGUUCACCACCAAAAUGGCACUUCAUUCCCACUGGUCGAUCAAGUCUCUUCUUGCGGCGGACCCAACGAGCUAGCCAAUAUCACAGCCAACCUCUGCCGCCUCGUAGUCAACGUCACAACAUCGCGGAGCAGCAGUGUCCAAGUCGAAGCAUGGCUACCUGAUGACUGGAACGAAAGAUUUCUUGCUACUGGCGGCGGUGGCAUAGGUGGCUGUAUCGACUACCCAACGAUCCAGAACGGCGCCUCGCUAGGCUUCGCAUCUUUCGGGACUAAUGGCGGACACAAUGGUAGUGAAGGCUCUGAUUUCUUUCUGAAUCAGCCGGAAGUGCUCAAGGACUUUGGAUAUCGUGCCAUUCAUGUGGAAGCUGGCGUUGGGAAGGAGAUUGUGAGAGCGUACUAUGGCCGAGCACCUAAACACAACUACUACGCAGGAUGUAGUACUGGAGGAAGACAAGCGUUUCAAUCUGCGUUGCUGUAUCCUGAAGACUUCGACGGCGUCCUGGCUGGGAGUCCUGGUGUAGAUUGGUUGAGAAUCGUGUCCUCGAAGGGUAUUCUCGCUCGUCGAAUUGGCUGGCCAAAUAUUCACUCGACCAGCUACGUCCGCGAGGAGCAGUGGAAGGCCAUCGUCGAGGCUCAAAUUAACAUAUUAGAUCCGCUCGAUGGCGUUAAAGACGGCAUCAUCGACGAUCCGACCAUGUACCGCUUUGAUCCAGAGAUCCUAGCUUGUGGCGCUGGUGUGCUGAAUGGUAGUGUCUGCCUUCAACCCGCACAGAUCGACUCAGUGCGCAGUGCGUACGAGCCUAUCGCAGACAGCACAGGCAAGAUCGUCUACCCACCAUUCGAACUGGGCGCGAAUACCGACGUCUUCAGCAAGAACAUCAACACCACGACAGGAAAGCCCGAACUCAGCUACACCAUCCUCGAAGACUACUUCCGCGGCGCCGUAUACAACUCCACAGCCUGGACGCCCUCCAACUUCACCACCAAAGACAUGGACUUCGCGACGGACAUCAACCCAGGCCAAGUCAACACCGGCGGCACAGACCUCUCCGCCUUCCGCGCCAAAGGAGGAAAACUCAUCGCCUACCACGGCCGCAACGACGAGAGCGUGACAUCCGCGCUGUCAGCGUGGCAUUUCAGCGGCGUGCAGGCUUCACUCAACGCCUCUCUGUCCGAGAUGCACGAGUUCUAUAGACUCUUCUAUAUCCCGGGGAUGCACCACUGCUCCGGCGGUCCCGGGGCGUGGAAUAUCGGGCAGACGUGGCCUUUGGCGGAGGGGACGAGGGAUAGUCGGCAUAAUCUUUUGCUGGCUCUUGUUGAGUGGGUUGAGGAGGGAAGGAAGCCAGACAGCGUCAUUGGUACCAAAUUCAAGAAUGAUUAUGUCGCUGAUGGUGUCGAAAGUCAGCGAACGCACUGCGUCUACCCGCGGAAAAGUGUCUGGGAUGGGAAAGGCGAUACGAGCAGAGCUUCGAGUUGGAUGUGUACUUAA